Molecule: messenger RNA, 3576 nt
Organism: Drosophila simulans
Lineage: Eukaryota; Metazoa; Arthropoda; Insecta; Diptera; Drosophilidae
Product: GTP-binding protein Rhes
Exons: 7
Coding region: 862-2166 (434 amino acids)
Molecular function (GO): GTPase activity; GTP binding
Source: RefSeq, a predicted model, not a curated record
UGUUCGUGAGUGGAGCAGGACUUUCCAAGCUCCCCGGAUUUUUGCCAACCUACGAAAGGCGAAUCCCGCCUUCGUACGUAAAUAUUUGUGUUUGCGAAACUCGCGUUCCGAGUUCCCAGUUCCCAGUUUCGACUUCAAAGUUUGAGAGUGUGAGUGCGUAUAAAAAACUACGAGUGCGUUAAAAAGUUCACACACAAAUUGCAUUAUUUCCGCGCUGCGAUAUAUUGGCGCGUUUUUCAUGCUUUCGCAUAUUUUUUUUUCGUCCUCGAUUCUUGUGUGCUCUCUUCUGCUGUUAAGCGAGUGCGCAGGUCGCCGGAGUUGGCAAUUGAAUUUCACAGUAAUUUCCUGGCCACGACUGGCAUACGCUUCAGAUAAUCACUCGUCGGCCUGCGAAUCGGACGUGUUUUGGCCACGGAACAGACAAGAUAUAUUAUAUUAAGGCGGGCGUUCGGUACCCGUUUGUUCAUUCAUAAAGCCGUGUCCUUUUACGCGAAUGCCACAACAAUCUCGCAUCCUGGAGGACAACGACAUCUCUCGUGUGUGAGUGCAAGUGCUCUUGUGUGUAUUUUUGUGCCGACCGGAAAUACUCGACCAAGGUGAUAGAGAAACACACACAAAAUAAUUGCAAAGGACAACCAAUUUAGCUGAUGUCCAUUCAGUUUGAAAGGAAGCGAAGGCAGCACAUCUAAUGCAUUUCGUCCGGGAUAAAGUUUAUACCAUUAGGGCGGCAUGAGGCUAAAGAACAACAACAACUACAAGAACAACAAGAAGAAGUGCAAUCGCGGUGCAUCAACACCACAAAUUAACCCACCGGUGGUGCCGACGACAACCAUUUAAAGUGGCGGAAAUGACACAGUCAAAAUGUAUCGCUGCAAAAAUUGGUUUUGUGCGCGCAGCAACAACAACAACUACGUCGAUGUGGCACUAAGCGAGGCGCCACCCAUCCAUCCCAGUGCAGCAGCAACAACCACACCGAAUAGCCGCAACUUUAGCGCCAGCAACAAUAAUAACGUGCGAAGCAACAGCAGCAAAAGUAAUCAGCAAACAUCGGCACAUAGAGGCGCCACCACCCAACCCACCCAAAUCCCCCACACCCAACACUCGAGCACCACCCACUCGACCGAUGAGGCUUCUCCACCACAGGCCCACGUGGUUACCUUUCUGGACGAAUCCACAGCAGGCGGGAGCAACGGUGCCGUGACCAGCAGCCGCCUGGUCACCACCGCCGAACUGCACCAGGCCCAUAUGCUGGAGCACCACUCGAAUCUGGACGCCAUCGAGCAGGCGGACGACUUCAUCUACGGUCCUGGCGCAGGACUUUCGCUGUGCGACGACAGCCUGCCAUCGGCCAAAAACUGCUAUCGACUGGUCAUGCUCGGCUCAUCACGCGCCGGCAAGUCAUCGAUUGUGGCACGUUUCCUGGGCAAUCGGUUCGAGGAGGCCUACACGCCGACCAUCGAGGAGUUCCACCGCAAAUUGUAUCGCAUACGGAAUGAGGUCUUUCAAUUGGAUAUUUUGGAUACUUCUGGCUAUCAUCCGUUUCCCGCAAUGCGACGUUUAUCAUUUCUAACUGGGGAUCUCUUCAUCCUCGUCUUCAGCAUGGAUUCCCGCGAGUCCUUCGAGGAGGUGGUGCGCCUGCGGGAGAACAUCCUCGAGACCAAGUGGGCUGCACUUAAUCCCGGCUCCGGGUUCAAGAAGAAGAGUCUUCCAAAGAUACCCAUGAUAUUGGCGGGAAAUAAAUGUGAUCGAGACUUUAAAACUGUUCAGGUGGACGAGGUGAUGGGCUACAUUGCUGGCCAGGACAACUGCUGCACCUUUGUGGAGUGCUCGGCUCGUCAGAACUACCGCAUCGAUGACCUAUUCCACUCGCUGUUCACGGUCUCCAAUCUGCCGCUGGAGAUGACCCCGAAUCACCAUCGUCGAUUGGUCUCCGUCUUCGGGGCGCCCUCGCCACUCCCACCUCAUGGAUCUGCGGUGGGCGGGACCAAGAAGAACGCCCUGUCCAUCAAGAGGAGAUUCAGCGAUGCCUGCGGUGUGGUGACCCCGAACGCGAGGAGACCCAGCAUCCGCACCGAUCUCAAUCUGAUGAGAUCCAAGACGAUGGCACUGAAUGAGGGCGAGGGUGUGAGGAGUCCUUCGCGUUGGAACCGCUGCGCCCUGAUGUAGAAAACCUGGGCAGUGUGAUAGUAGUGAUGAGCGGAUCCAUCAGGGAUAUCAGGCGAAAUUGCGGUUGAUGGAGCAGAAACUAAUUAUAAACGCAGCGAUUGGGUGAUUUCGAUAAUAUAGUGUAAAUACUCGAUUAGUCAGGUAGUGGCAAGUUGAAACUAUUUAUUAAUUAUGCAUUUAGCACUUUCUCGCCAACUACGGACAAAAGACAAAAGCCGCGCAAAUUGUAUUUUAUUGCAUAAUUAAAAUCUGAAGGGAUACUUGCAUUGACUGCCCCUCACCUCUGCUUGACCAAUUGUCCAAACUGAAUAAUCCUACGCACUUGAUGCUCAGUUUUUCCUCUUUAGUUUUGCAUUCAUUUUCCCAUUUUAAUUGCAUUUGUAAUUCUGAUCGUUGUAAUUGCACAUUUACUUGACGCACACACAAAAAAACCAAAACGCAGAGGACAAUAAUGUUAAAACGUAUUCGGAAUUGCGGGAUUCGUAAUUGUUAUUCAAUUUUAAUUUAUAGAUUUAGCCAAUUGAAUUUACAUGAAUUUAUAUUGAACUAAUUUAAUGUUAUCGUUGAUUGUUGAAGAUACCAAUUUGAAAAUUUGACCGUCAGUAGGUCGUCCUGUUAUGACACAUACUCAACUCAACUAUCAGCCCACGAAAACCUUUCGAAAGAUUGCAUAUCAGCCAAAACUGGAACAGAAAUACACCGAAUCAAAACUAUUGAAGGGAAUCUUGACCAAACUUGAUACCAACUAACUCUACUGUAACACUUGUACACCGAUCUAAGCGAAUCUAAGCCCAACUAUGGUUAACUAUAUUGCAAAAUGAAAAACUAUAAGCAAACACACUUCUAGCGUUAAACCGAAUUUAUCAGAUCUGUUCUCGGCUCGGUUUUUGGUCCCUUAGGGCGGAUAUCUAAUCGAGAACAGCUCCGUAAGUUUAGAAAAUUCGAGUUUCAAUCUAACCUAAGCAACAGCAACAAUUUUCGCGAGUUUAACAUUUAUAAAGUAUUAUCAAUAAUGGAAAUAAAACAUAUGCGUUUCAUCGCCAAAUGAAACCAAGACCAAAUGAUUAUUCUAGCUAUACCAAUAACAUAAACGCUAAUAUAAAAAGGUAUUACCUAAAAAGUUAUUACAAAUUCAAGCAUAAAUAUUUUAGGCAAUUAUCGUUAAUGUAAAAACAAAAAAACGAAGUGCAAAUAUUUACAAAAAUUCGCGUUGGGCCAAAGUGCACAAAUAGAAAUAUUAAUUGAACUAAGGAUAGUACCCGAAAUUCGGGCGAAUGUUCUCCAAAAAUUAUAAUGAUUUACGAUUAACCAUGGAAGCUAACUUUUUAAUGCUUUGGAUUUGCAUUAUUUAUUUACAUAUUAUGUAUAUUGUAAACAAUUGAAUUACGAUUAAAUAAAAUUUAAAACAGA